Molecule: messenger RNA, 3586 nt
Organism: Synchiropus splendidus (mandarinfish)
Lineage: Eukaryota; Metazoa; Chordata; Actinopteri; Syngnathiformes; Callionymidae
Gene: ascc1
Product: activating signal cointegrator 1 complex subunit 1
Exons: 9
Coding region: 75-1136 (353 amino acids)
Biological process (GO): DNA alkylation repair; regulation of DNA-templated transcription
Cellular component (GO): nucleus
Molecular function (GO): RNA binding
Source: RefSeq, a predicted model, not a curated record
AUAGACAACCAAAAACAUAAACCGACACGUUUAAGCAGUUUAACGUCUUGACUUUUCUUGAUCAAGUUUGAAUCAUGGACGUGUUACGACCACAACUUAUUAAUAUCAAUGGACGAAUAUACCGAAGGAAUAUAACAAAGGAAGACAGUUAUGAGGAAGAGGAUUUUUCUUACAUGGAUCCACCAGAGGGUGAGGAUUUGGCAGCAGAUGAGGCCUGUGAUGGUCACUGCGUUGAAGAGACUGAUAAAGGUUUUCGCUGUGCUAUAGAUGUGCCAAGUGUUUUGUACAAAUACAUCAUUGGGAAAAAAGGGGAAACGCGCCGACGUUUGGAGUUUGAUACAAAAACAUCCAUCAACAUCCCAAAACAAGGAGUGGAUGGUCAAAUUGUAAUCAUUGGUCCUCGCAGAGCUGCUGUCGCAUCUGCAGCCACUCGGAUUGAAGUCCUUGUGGAAAGUUUUCGUAAAAAACAACCGUUUACACAUUUUCUGUCAUUCCCCCUGAAUGACGCCAAAGUCCAGGACGGAUUCUUCAGGUUUAAAGAGGAUGUGCUGCAGCAAUGUUCACAGGACCAUGGAGUUGAUGGCAGCAUCUUUCAGAAUCCUGCUAAGCUCCACCUCACUAUUGGCACGCUGGUUCUCCUAAAUGAAUCAGAAGUGACGAAAGCUUGCGAGCACCUGCAGGAUUGCCGAAGCUUUAUCAGAGAGAUCACAGGAGGAAGGCCUCUGUCCGUGAAGGUGUCGGGGAUCGAGUACAUGAACGACGACCCAGCCAUGGUUGAUGUUUUAUAUGCCAAGGUCAAUGUGAAAGAUGGUUCAGAUAAGUUGCAGGCUAUUGCUGACCGGCUUGUGGAGCAUUUUGUCUCAUCAGGGCAAAUGGUCAGAGAAUGGGACAGAGUGAAGCUUCAUGGCACUGUGAUGAACACGCUCUUCAGGAAAGACUCGACAGCAAUGGCAGAUUCUGGUGGCUCUGGAAGACAGACGAGUGGCAGAGAGGCUUUUGAUGCCAGAAACAUACUGAAGGCCUUCGGCGAUUACCACUUUGGGGAGUUUGAGCUGAACAGUGUCCUGCUGUCCCAGAGAUACUCCACGGACUGUACCGGCUACUACUCAUCUGCAGGAAGCGUCAACCUCUCUUGAAAUAUAGAUGAGAUGCGUUCAGUUAGCGUCAAUCGAGCUGGAUGUAGUGGUCAAUUUCGUCCACUAGAUGGCAACAUCAUCGUGUUCAAACUCUGGAUCAAUGAGUGUUCAGACGCAUCAGCUUGAGCCGUUUAGUACUGUAUGAUGCCAAAGUGACGAUGACAUUCACUUUGUCUGGCCCUUGCUAUUUCUAGGGUCAUUUUUAAAUCGAAAUCGUACCCAUAUCUAGGAAGACAUGUCUUCUAUGUCCGAGUGAGGAGAUGGACUCCUACUUACGUGAGUGCUCCAGGCUCCCUGUAAGUCUCCUUGACAUGGUCUGAACAGUUAAAGUGAUGUCCUGCACCAAUAAUCGCCAGAAUCGGGUGUCACCAUGCUCGCACCGCGCCUCCGCCAAUUUCCACUGCUCCACUUUUUGCUCAAGCAGGUCAUGACGCUUCCUUGAUUGAGCUUGUAAGUUUUGCUCGGAGCAAGUUCUGGUAACUUCUUUCAGCUGGUUGCCUCAUUAAAGUGUGAACCGACUUGAUCUUGAGUGCUGGAGUUUUGCCGCUUUCCUAAUUGAAGUGUGAGCCCAGCGCUGGUCACUUCUCCUGCUGUCAGGGUUCUGUUCCUUCUUCCCCAGCUCUGCUUAAUAUGCAGGAAGGCAGAGCAGCCAAAGGUUGAUGCAAACUGAGGUCAUUUUUUUAUGUUUGUCAGCUUCCCCGUGCUGCACAGGCCAUCGCAGCCGUGUUUCUGAUUUCAACUCUUCUAGACGUUUGGAACAUGCAAAUGCUGUCACCGCACGGCCAUUAUUUACUGUGGCGCUCUCCAAGCAUGAAUGUAGCGUCUCAGACAGGGAUUAUUCUGCCUGUGCGUCUCCUGGGAGGAGCUUGUUAGUGGGUCAGGGGUCCACAUGCUCCACAGCAGCACACCGGGAUUGUCAGCACUGUUUACUGGCAAAGAGAUGGAGGCAAAUAUAGAAAGUACACAGCUGAAGUUGCUGGAAUUCUCCCAGACUGAUUUCUCAUGUGUGACUAAGGAUGCAUAUGUCCUCAGCGAUGAGAGGGUUGAAACAGAUGCGAGGAAAUGUCAUCAAGCAGAAGUUCGCCUGCCUGUUUGCUGAGUUUGGGUGGAUGGAAAUCUGUUGCAGUUGCUCAGUACUCACUGAUAUUUGGGAUGUGUGUGGUAACUGAUCUUCCUGGAGAGGAACUGCUGUCCUAUACAUUUGUUUAUCAGAGAUGCAUCUUUAGCUGGUGGUGCAUAUGUGAUCUGUUUACUGCUCUACAUGAACUUCACUUGGUGUGUUUUGAUACCUGUUAAGCUGGGGUCGAUGUCAAGACCACAUACAUGUCCAGGACUAAAUAGAGACACACACGUUUGUUACACCAUCUCACCCUAAACUUAAGCAUCCAAAACAAAUGGCUAACCUUAACCAGGACUCUCAACCAAACUGAAACCCAAUUAUAAUGACGCAGUGUUUUGAAGUCCUCGUCCUCAAAUUGAGGCUGAACCUUGUGCAAACACCUGAGGGCCCCACAGGGGGUUGUUUUCCCCAAAAUUGGACCUCACUAGGAUAGAUAUGCUUUAACCAACACACAUACGUUUGUAUUGCUAUACGUGUGGGGACAUAGUGAGGUUUCUCAUUGACAUAAUGCUUUCCCCAGCCUCUCACCCUAGACCUAACCAUCCAAAACACAUGGGUAACCUUAACCAGGACUCUGAACCAAACUGAAACCUAAUAAUAAUGACCAAGUUAUUUUGAAUUCUUCAUCCACAAAUUGAGUUUUUGUCCUGCUAGGACUGGCAAAAGGUCCCCACAAAGACAGGCAGUCCCCACGAGGAUAGUGUUUUGUCAGGAAUUGGUCCCCACGAGGCAGUAUAAACAAGCACACACACAUCUUUGUGGAAACCUCUCAUUGACAUAGUGCUUUGCCCAGACUCUCAUCCCAAGCCUAACAAUCCAAAACAAAUGAUGGUUAACCUUAACCAGCACUCUGAACCAAACUGAAACCUGAUGAUAAUGACCCUGUUAUUUUGAAGUUUCAUCUUCAAACUGAGGAUGUCCACACAAAAGCAUAAGGUCCUUGUUUUGCACCCCACAAGUACAGAUGAACAAGUAUACACACAUUCAUGUCAGGGAAAAAAAAAAGCACAAUAUUAUAUAAUAGUUGACUCGGACGACCUGUCUGGAAACUUAACACUAAUUUCUGCAUUUGAAAUGUCAUUGAUAGCAAUAAGUUCCACCAGCUAGUGGAAAUAUUCCCACGCUCACUUGUUCAACACACAUGUGCAUGAAAUGAAGCAGAAGAGGAGCUGCUGCAGCACUUUACCCGCAACAAAUUGUGUGAGUUUGAGUAGGAGAUUGUAGAGGUUCCAGAUUCAGACUGACCCACCAAAAUGCUAUCAUCAUUUCCCUGUCUUUUUAUCAGCAUUUCCUCAAAUUAUUUUGAAAUAUGUUCAUCUAUUGAUGUUGU